Molecule: messenger RNA, 2424 nt
Organism: Lipotes vexillifer (Yangtze River dolphin)
Lineage: Eukaryota; Metazoa; Chordata; Mammalia; Artiodactyla; Lipotidae
Gene: FAM120B
Product: family with sequence similarity 120 member B
Exons: 9
Coding region: 16-2424 (802 amino acids)
Biological process (GO): fat cell differentiation; peroxisome proliferator activated receptor signaling pathway
Cellular component (GO): nucleus
Source: RefSeq, a predicted model, not a curated record
UCCAGGAGGUCAGUUAUGGGUGUGAGAGGCUUACAGGGAUUUGUGAGAAGCAGCUGCCCACAUAUAUGUAUGGUAGUAAAUUUCAAAGAGCUGGCAGAGCACCACCAAAGCAGGCAUCCUGGAGGGACUCCUACCAUUGUGGUCGACGCCAUGUGUUGCCUCAGAUACUGGUACACGCCGGACUCUUGGAUCUGUGGUGGCCAGUGGCGGGAAUACUUUUCUUCUUUGCGAGAAUUUGUGAAAACUUUUACAGCUGUUGGCAUCAAGUUGGUAUUCUUCUUUGAUGGCAUGGUGGAGCAGUCCAAGAGAGACGAGUGGGUAAAACGAAGACUCAAGAACAACAGGGAGAUAGCCAAGAUCUUCCAUUAUAUCAAGUCCCACAGGGAGCAGCCUGGCAGAAACAUGUUCUUCAUCCCCUCAGGGCUGGCCAUAUUUACUCAGUUUGCUUUGAAGGCCCUGGGUCAGGAAACUCUGUGUUCGUUACAGGAGGCUGACUAUGAGGUGGCUUCCUAUGGCCUCCAGAACAACUGUCUUGGGAUUCUUGGAGAAGACACUGACUAUUUAAUUUAUGACACCUGCCCCUACUUUUCCAUCAGUGAGCUCUCCCUGGACAGUCUGGACACCAUCAUGCUGUGCCGAGAGAAGCUCUGUCAGAGCCUGGGUCUCAGCCUGUCUGACCUUCCUCUUCUGGCCUGCCUGCUUGGCAACGACAUCAUCCCAGAAGGCAUGUUCGAAAGCUUUCGUUACAAGUGCUUGUCUUCUUAUACCUCUGUGAAAGAGAACUUUGACAAAAAAGGUAACAUUAUCUUAGCUGUAGCAGACCACAUAUCUAAAGUUCUUCGGUUGCAUCAAGGUGAGAAGAAGCUGGAAGAGAUGUUACCUUUGGGGCCAAACAAAGCUCUUUUUUAUAAAGGAGUGGCAUCAUAUCUUUUGCCAGGACAGAAAUCUCCAUGGUUUUUCCAAAAACCUAAAGGUGUAGUAACUUUGGACAAGCAGGUACUAUCCAUGAGUUCAGAUCCUAAAUCCAAGCAAGAAGUUCCCGUGUGUACACACCCUGAAUCCAAGCAGGAAGUUCCCAUGUGUACAGACCCUGAAUCCAAGCAAGAAGUCCUUUUGUAUACACACCCUGAAUCCAAGGAGGUUCCCUUGUACGCAGACCCUGAAUCCAAACAAGAAGUUCCCAUGUGUACAGAUCCUGAACCCAAGCAAGAAGUUCCCUUAGGUACACACCCUGAAUCCAGGCAAGAAGUUCUCUUAUGCACACACCCUGAAUCCAAGCAGAAAUUACCUGUAGGUACGGACCCUGAAUUUAACCUAGAAGCACCCCUGUGUACAAACCCUGAAAUUAAACAAGAAGAUCUUGUAAAUAUGGGGCCUGAAGUCAAGCAACAAAUAACUGUGGUUUCGGAUCCUGAAAUCUUAAAGGUCGCCAGAGCACAUCACGUCCACGCAGAGAGCUACCUGGUAUACAAUGUCAUGAGCAGCGGGGAGGUCGAAUGCAGCAACAGCCUGGAGGAUGCGAUGGACCAAGCUCUGCCCAGCCAGGCCUUCGUCUACCGCCCAGUGCGGCAGCGGGUGUACUCCCUCUUGCUGGGGGAUGGCCAAGGUGGUGCCAGCACCUGCCCCACUGUCAAGGAGUGGUUUGUGUACUCUGGGAACCCACUGAGGCAGCCGGACCUCGUCAGGCCUCUGCAGAUGAGCAUUCCAGGGGGAACGCCUAGUUUGAAGCUACUGUGGCUGAGCCAAGAGGCAGGACUACAGGCCCAGCGCUUGGACACACUCCUGGCCUGUUUUGACCUUUCCUCCUCGCGAGAAGAACUGCAGGUGGUCGAGAGCCCCUUUCAAGCGUUGUGCUGCCUCCUGAUCUACCUCUUUGUGCAGGUGGACACCCUCUGUCUGGAGGAUCUGCAUGCCUUCAUUGCGCAGGCCCUGUGCCUCGAAGGAAAGACCACCAUGGAGCUUGCAGACUUGCAGCUCGACCACGUCGACCCCAGGGCCGUGCAGCUGGGUACCCUCCUGGUCCGCGGCCUCACCACCCUGGUGCUGGUCAACAGUGCCUGCGGCUUCCCCUGGAAGACGUCGGACUUCAUGCCCUGGAAUUUGUUCGACGGGAAACUGUUUCAUCAGAAGUACCUGCUGUCUGAGAAAGGGCACACGGCAGAGGCGCUUGUGGAACAACACAGGUCCUGGCUCACCAGAUUCCAUGCCCUGAAGUCAGUCGUGUGCAAGGCCUGCAUGAAGGAGAACAGACCCAUCGUCAGCAGGCGGCACUGGCGUUCACACCACUCAGGGCGGAGGGGCCGACAGGGAUCCAGCGCCCACAGGAUGAGCUCUGGGUACAGCCGGUCUGGCCAAGGACAGCACUGGAGGGACCAGGGGCCAGGAAGUAGACAGUAUGACCCUGAGCAAUGGAGAAGAUAUUAA